AAGACUUUACUCCUCCCUCUGUUGGGUUUCCAUCAACAUUCGCUUCUCCCUUUUAUUCUUCCUUCUUCUCCACUCUCUCUUCUCCUUCUUCGAUCUCUCUCUCCUUUCAAUCCAAAAUCACCUAAACAAUUUACACACACUCACUCACACCAUCGCCUCUCUCUAUCUCCCUAUAAUACACACACUUAUAUUAACGGGUUGCAGAUCGGAGCUUCUGGCAGAUCCGAUUCAAUUCUAUAUUCCUUCUUUCUUUGGUGCUCUCCCAAAUCUGUUCCAGAUUCUUGCUGAAGUAGGCUCUUUGUGAAGCUUUUUGGAUGACCGUGUAUCGAUAUUUGGAUAAUGACUUCAAGUAUGUUGGCAGGGGAGAAAAGGUGGGCUUCUACAAGAAGAGGUGGCAUGACUGUUCUUGGAAAAGUGGCUGUCCCAAAACCAUUGAACUUGCCCAGUCAGCGGUUAGAGAAUCACGGUUUGGACCCAAAUGUUGAAAUUGUUCCCAAGGGUACAUUGAGCUGGGGUAGCCGUACAUCUUCCUCUACGUCAAACCCGUGGGGUUGCUCAACGCUCUCUCCAAAUGCUGAUUGUGGAACGAGCUCACCAAGUCAUCUUAGAUCCCGCCCUUCAUCUGGUGGGAGUGGCACUCGACCUUCAACUGCUGGUAGUGAUAGAACACAAGAACCUAUUACCAGUGCAUGGGGUACCAAUUCUAGGCCUUCGUCAGCUUCCGGGCCAUUAUCAUCAAACAAAGCACCAUCAACGUUGGCACGUCCACACAGUGCAGAGACAAGGCCUGGCAGUUCGCAACUUUCACGUUUUGCUGAGCCUGUUUCUGAACAUCCAGUAGCAUGGGGAGCAACAGCUACAGCAGAGCGUUUGGGAGUGCUGUCUUCUAAGAAUGAAGGAUUUUCUCUGAGUUCUGGGGAUUUUCCUACUCUUGGAUCGGAUAGAGAUGUAUCUGGGAAGACUACUGAGUCACAAGAUCGUGAUUCUUGUAGCCGUCCUAGCUCUGCUUCUGGCAAAGUAGCACAGCCCCUAGAGAAGGCAACUGCAUCUCAUUCAGAUGUGAAGGGUGAGACAUUCGACGCAUGGAAAAGAGAUGGUCAAAGUGCUGAGGAUGGUCCUCAAUAUGGCAUGGAGAAAUGGCAAGGGGAUCCCCAUCACUAUCUUGGUCCUAAUGUUCCACCCCAUCAUUUUGAUGCAUGGCAUGGGCCUCCUAUGAAUGCUCCUGCAGGAUUCUGGUAUAGAGGACCACCUGGGGGGCCACCUUAUGGAGCUCCAGUUCCUCCUGGUGGUUUCCCAAUUGAACCAUUCCCCUACUUUCGACCCCCGAUUCCACCUCCUGCUAUUGCAAAUACACAGCCAGUUCCUCCUCCGGGGCCUGGAUCCAGAGGGCACCAUCCCAGAGGUGGAGAUAUGUAUAGACCCCAGAUUACCGAUGCUUAUA
This is a messenger RNA of Nicotiana tabacum (common tobacco), 1441 nucleotides long. NCBI's taxonomy places the organism in Eukaryota, Viridiplantae, Streptophyta, Magnoliopsida, Solanales, Solanaceae. The record is from RefSeq and is a predicted model, not a curated record.